Molecule: messenger RNA, 5673 nt
Organism: Phascolarctos cinereus (koala)
Lineage: Eukaryota; Metazoa; Chordata; Mammalia; Diprotodontia; Phascolarctidae
Gene: POLR1A
Product: RNA polymerase I subunit A
Biological process (GO): DNA-templated transcription
Cellular component (GO): RNA polymerase I complex
Molecular function (GO): DNA binding
Source: RefSeq, a predicted model, not a curated record
GCACGCGUAGUUUGAGUCGCGUGGUGGUUGCGGCUCUGAGCUAGUUUUGAGUCGGUGUUAGGGCGCUGCGGCCGCCAUUCUCGGCAGAUAAAACGUGGGCGAGAUACGAAGAUGCUGGUCUCCAAGGAGGUUCCAUGGCGGCGCCUUCGGGGCAUUUCCUUCGGGAUGUACUCGGCUGAAGAGCUCAGGAAACUAAGUGUCAAAUCCAUCACAAACCCUCGAUACGUGGACAAUGUGGGGAACCCCUCAGUGAACGGUCUGUAUGAUUUAUCCCUGGGACCAGCCGACUCCAAAGAAGCAUGUUCUACCUGCGUGCAGGACUUUGGCAGCUGCCCUGGGCACCUGGGCCACAUUGAGCUCCCCCUGAUGGUCUACAAUCCUCUGCUCUUUGAUAAACUCUACCUGCUGAUCCGGGGCUCUUGUCUCAACUGCCACCUGCUGACUUGUCCCCGGCCUGUGGUUCACCUCCUCUACUGCCAGCUGCGGGUCCUCGAGGUUGGGGCACUUCAGGGUGUCUAUGAACUUGAGAGUACCUUGAACAGGUUUCUAGAAGAAAACCCUAAUGCUUCCAUCCAUGAGAUUCAGGAAGAAUUAGAGCAGCACACUCGGGUAAUCCUGGAAAACAACCUGCUGGGAGCCCAGGGCUCACAGGUGAAGAAUGUUUGUGAGAGUAAGAGCAAGCUGAUUGCCCACUUUUGGAAGGCACAUAUGGCUUCUAAGAGAUGCCCCCAUUGCAAAACUGGGAAGUCAGUGGUUCGCAAGGAGCACAACAGCAAACUGACUGUCACCUACCCUGCUGUGGUUCACAAAAAGGCCAGCGGGGAAGAGGACAAGGCCAAGAAGACGGCAGCCCCAGAAAUCGAUGAAGCCCAUUUGGGGAAAAGGGGCUACUUGACCCCCAGCACUGCCCGAGAACAUGUCUUGGCCCUUUGGGAGAAUGAAGGUUUCUUUCUGAACUGCCUUUUCUCUGGAGUAGAGGAUACUGGUGCAGAGUCCAAAUUCAAUCCCAAUAUCUUCUUUUUGGAUCUUGUGGUGGUACCGCCUUCCAGGUAUCGCCCAGUCAACCGCCUCGGGGACCAGAUGUAUACCAACGGCCAGACGGUGAACUUGCAGGCUGUUUUGAAGGAUGUGGUUCUGAUCCGAAAGCUUCUGGCUCUGAUGGCCCAAGAACAGGCCCUGCCGAGUGAGGGGGUGGCAGUGACAGGGAAGGAGAUUCAGAACGGCUCCCCAGAGGAGACAGGGUCUUCUGUUCCAGUGGACCGCUCCUUUCUUGCCAUGAUUCCAGGCCAGUCUCUCACAGAGAAGCUUUAUGGCAUUUGGAUCCGCCUUCAGAGCCAUGUCAAUAUUGUGUUUGACAGCGAUAUGGACAAGUUAAUGAUGGAGAAGUACCCUGGCAUCCGACAGAUCUUGGAGAAGAAGGAAGGCUUGUUUCGGAAGCACAUGAUGGGGAAGCGUGUUGACUAUGCUGCUCGCUCAGUCAUCUGCCCAGACAUGUACAUCAAUACCAAUGAAAUUGGGAUCCCCAUGGUGUUUGCCACAAAACUGACCUACCCUCAACCAGUGACUCCUUGGAACGUCCAGGAGCUGAGGCAAGCAGUUAUCAACGGCCCCAAUGUGCACCCUGGAGCCUCAAUGGUCAUCAAUGAGGAUGGUAGCCGCACAGCUCUCAGCGCCACUGACGUGACCCAGAGGGAAGCUGUGGCCAAGCAGCUCCUCACCCCUGCCACUGGCGCCCCCAAGCCCCAAGGAGCAAAAGUUGUGUGUCGUCACGUGAAGAACGGGGACGUUCUCCUGCUGAACCGGCAGCCCACCCUGCACAGACCCUCCAUCCAGGCCCACCGAGCCAGAAUCCUGCCUUCGGAGAAAGUCCUGCGCCUCCACUAUGCCAACUGCAAGGCAUACAACGCCGACUUCGAUGGAGACGAGAUGAACGCCCAUUUCCCCCAGAGCGAGCUCGGCCGGGCCGAGGCCUGCGUCCUGGCCUGUACCGAUGAGCAGUACCUGGUGCCCAAGGAUGGCCAACCGUUGGCUGGAUUGAUCCAGGAUCACAUGGUCUCUGGUGCCAGGAUGACCACCCGGGGCUGCUUCUUCACCCGGGAGCAGUACAUGGAGCUUGUGUACCGAGGACUGACAGACAGAGUUGGACGAGUGAAGAUCUUUCCUCCUGCCAUUCUCAAGCCCUGCCCACUGUGGACAGGAAAGCAGGUUGUCUCCACGUUGCUGAUAAACAUAAUCCCAGAGAACCACAUCCCCUUGAAUUUGAUUGGGAAGGCAAAAAUCAGCGGGAAAGCCUGGAUCAAGCAGAGCGCCCGAGCUGCACCAGCGUGUGGCCUGGAUGCUAUGUGCGAGUCCCAGGUCAUCAUCAGAGAAGGGGAGCUGCUCUGUGGGGUCUUGGACAAGGCCCACUAUGGCAGCUCUGCCUACGGCCUGGUCCACUGCUGUUAUGAAGUCUAUGGCGGGGAGACAAGCGGCCAAGUGCUCACGUGCCUGGCUCGCCUCUUCACGGCCUACCUGCAGCUCUACAAGGGCUUCACCCUGGGUGUGGAAGACAUUCUGGUCAGACCCCUGGCAGAUGCCAAGAGGCAGGCGGUCAUAGAAGAAUCCUCUCACUGCGGCUCCCGGGCCGUCAGGGCCGCCUUUAAUCUCCCUGACCUGGCGUCAUGCGAGGACGUGCAAACCAAGUGGCAGGAUGCCCAUCUCAACAAAGACCAGAGGGACUUUAACAUGGUCGAUCUCAAGUUCAAGGAGGAAGUGAAUCAUUACAGCAAUGAGAUUAACAAGGCAUGCAUGCCCUUCGGACUCCACAGAGGGUUCCCAGAGAACAACCUGCAGAUGAUGGUACAAUCCGGAGCCAAAGGAUCGACCGUCAACACGAUGCAGAUUUCCUGUCUGCUCGGUCAGAUUGAGCUGGAAGGGAGAAGGCCCCCACUGAUGCCAUCUGGGAAGUCACUGCCCUGCUUCCAACCUUACGAAGUCACUCCUCGGUCUGGAGGCUUCGUCACUGGCAGAUUCCUCACAGGCAUCAGGCCUCCCGAAUUCUUCUUUCACUGCAUGGCAGGGAGAGAAGGUCUGGUAGAUACAGCUGUCAAAACAAGUCGAUCAGGAUACCUGCAGAGGUGCAUCAUCAAACACCUGGAAGGGCUAGUGGUUCAGUAUGAUCUCACCGUGCGCGACAGCGACGGCAGCGUGGUCCAGUUCCUGUACGGAGAGGAUGGGCUGGAUAUCCCCAAGACGCAGUUCCUGCAGCCCAAGCAGUUUCCUUUCCUCCUCAGCAACUACGAGGCAAUACGGAAAUCAAAGCAUCUGGAUGAAGUUUUGUCCAGGAUGGACCCCACGCAGGCCCAGCAGCACUUCAGAGCCCUCAGGAAGUGGCGGGCCAGGCAUCCUCCCACCUGCCCCAGACACGGGGCCUUUCUGAGCUAUUCCCAGAAAGUACAGGCGGCCGUCCGCUCCCUGAACCUCCCUGGGGGGAGCCAAAAUGGCCGGGACCCCAGUGCGCAGGAGAUUUUAAAAAUGUGGUCUGAGUUAGAUGAGAAGAGCCGGAGGAAGUAUGUGAAGAGAGCCCUCCCCUGCCCUGAUCCCAGCCUGGGCGUCUGGCGUCCAGAUAUCCACUUUGCAUCUGUGUCAGAAACAUUUGAAAACCAAGUUGACGCAUAUGCCCAGGAGUGGGCGGCUCAGGCUGAGAGAAGCUAUGAAAAAUCAGAGCUUUCUCUUGAUAGAUUGAAGACCUUGCUCCAUCUGAAGUGGCAACGGGCACUGUGUGACCCGGGGGAAGCAGUGGGCCUCCUGGCCGCCCAGAGCAUCGGAGAACCGUCCACACAGAUGACCCUGAACACUUUCCACUUUGCGGGCAGAGGAGAGAUGAAUGUCACACUGGGAAUUCCGAGAUUGAGGGAGAUCCUCAUGGUGGCCAGCUCGAACAUCAAGACGCCCAUGAUGAGUGUGCCUGUGCUCAACACCAAGAGGGCCUUGAAGAGGGUCAGGAGCCUGAAGAAGCAGCUGACCCGCGUGUGCUUAGGCGAGGUAUUGCAGAAAGUUGAUGUCCAGGAGUCUUUCUGCAUGGAAGAAAAAAAGGACAAAUACCGAGUUUACUGCAUUCGCUUUAAUUUCCUCCCCUACAAGUAUUACCAGCAGGAGAAGUACCUGCGACCUGAGGAUAUUCUGCAUUUUGUAGAAGCAAGGUUCAUUAAGCUCCUGCUGGAGGCCAUCAAAAGGAAGAGCAGCAAGACAUCGUCCUUUAAAGCCGUGAGCACUCGGAGGGCAACUCAGCAGGACCUGGACGGCGGUGGGGAGAUGCCGGGAAGUCGGGAGGAUCGGGAGGGUGACGACGAAGGGGAGGAGCAGAUCGUCGAUGGCGACGCUGAAGAAGGAGAUGCUGAUGCUACAGACAAGAAGUGGAAAAAGAAGCAGGAGGAAGAGGUGGAUUAUGAGAGUGAGGAAGAGGAGCAGGAAGAAGAGAAUGAGGAGGAGAAUGAGCGAGAGGAGGAGGGCAGCCAGGGCCCAGACACUGAGCAGCCAGCGCCUUCCUCACUGGCGCCCAGCAAGAAGCGGGCACACAGGCACGGGCCCUCCGGGGCAGAAGCGGAGCUGAGGGUCCAGGCUGUACGGAACAUCCACUCGUCCAUCCAGGAUUACACGUUCGAUGUGGAGAAGGGCCUGUGGUGUGAGGUGACGCUGAAGCUGCCGCUGAUGAAGGUGCACUUUGACCUGUGCUCGCUGGUGGUCUCCUUGGCCCACAGUGCUGUCGUCUACGAGACCAAGGGAAUCACCCGCUGCCUCCUCAAUGACACCACCAACAAAAAGCAGGAGAAGGAGCUUGUCCUGAACACGGAGGGCAUCAACCUGCCGGAGCUGUUCAAGUAUACAGAUGUCUUGGACCUCAGCCGCCUCUAUUCCAAUGAUAUUCAUGCCAUGGCUAACACGUAUGGCAUUGAGGCCGCCCUGCGGGUGAUUGAGAAGGAGAUCAAAGACGUGUUUGCUGUGUAUGGCAUUGCCGUGGAUCCCCGGCACCUCUCCCUGGUGGCCGACUACAUGUGCUUUGAGGGCGUUUACAAACCUCUGAACCGGUUUGGGAUUCAGUCCAACUCCUCCCCUCUGCAGCAGAUGACAUUUGAGACCAGCUUCAAGUUCCUGAAGGAGGCGACCAUGAUGGGUGCCCAUGAUGAGCUGAGAUCCCCGUCAGCCUGCCUGGUGGUCGGGAAGGUUGUCAAGGGAGGAACGGGCCUGUUUGACCUCAAACAGCCACUGAGAUAGCCAUGACUCUCUCCUCUUUGCCCUCUGGCUGGUGUGCACAGAUGGCCUGGGAAGGUGGAGUCUUGAGCGGACACAGGACCUACCUCACCUCACAGGAAGGACAUCUGGACACUUUGGAAAGUCCAGUGCACGGUGCUACAAUCGUGACCUUCCUGCCGUCCUGACGGCUUCCCAUGAAGAGAUUCUCUGCACCUAUUUGCUGUGUUACUGUGGAGCAAACCUUGACCUGUCUUUGCUCUCUUGACUUCAUCCAGAAAGUGAGCAUCAGGUCAUUCAGUCAACAAGAAUCCACUAGACACCAGCUGUGGAUCAGCGAGGCACGGUGCUAGGCCCUGGGGAGUCAAAGACCUUGCAUUCUGUGGGGCAGACACCAUCACCAUAUGUAAGGAUGUUCAGAAUAAACAGAAAGUGAAUAGCUUC